Molecule: messenger RNA, 3127 nt
Organism: Volvox carteri f. nagariensis
Lineage: Eukaryota; Viridiplantae; Chlorophyta; Chlorophyceae; Chlamydomonadales; Volvocaceae
Exons: 14
Coding region: 92-2731 (879 amino acids)
Biological process (GO): carotene catabolic process
Molecular function (GO): carotenoid dioxygenase activity
Source: RefSeq, a predicted model, not a curated record
GCUCUUAUGAUAUCACCUGUGUCUCUUGGCCUGCUUGAGGGUACUUGGCAGGUUAGGAUAGUUCUUUAGCAGCUCCGCCACAGCUCACACCAUGACACAACAUCGCUUUAGCAUAUGCACAUGGCCUCCUACUCGUGUAAAAAGCUUAAAACAAGGCCGGUACGCUAAGGAGCUCUGGACAGCCAGCACAGUGCACCUUGUUAACCUGCCACGUCUCAGAUGGGGCCGCUGUCCUUGUACAGCUACACGUGCGCAGUGGUCGGUGCAGCCGCAAGCGCUGAACCCAUCGGGAGCUUCUCAGCGAAGCCCAGUCCCACCGCAACUCAAACGUGCGGGCGACUUGACAGGUCGAUUAUUGUCCGACUACCUAUCGGGAUGGAAGCCGCAGUACACCGAGUACGACUACUACGUGCCGGCGGAGGCAGUGUACGGCACAGUUCCGGAGGAUAUUCGCGGCACGCUCUUCCUCAUUGGGCCUGCGUUGACCGAAGCGUACGGGACAUCUGUACGGCAUCCCUCAGAUGCCGACGGCAUGGUAUGCAGCCUGGCGUUCGGUGACGGCGGACAGAUUUUCUUUCGCAACCGCUACGUGCGCACCAACUCCUUCGUAGCAGAGCAGGCGGUGGGUCGGCGCCUGACCCGCGGUCGCCAUGACCGCGGCGCACCCCUCGUUGUCGGACAGCAACACAGCCGAGAACAGCAGCAACAACAGCAGCAGCACCAGCAGCACCAGCACCAGCAGCACCAUCGCGUUCCUGCUGGUGCCCGCGGCAAAUCCGCUGAGGAUGGGCGGGCAGCAGCAGCAGCUGCAGCUGCAGCGGCGGAGGACAAGAAGAAGAAGAAGAAGAAAGAAAAGCAAAGGUGGACGAGUUUUGAGGAUGACGAAGACAAUGGCGAACUAGAGGAGGCGGCGGCGGCAGGGGCGGCAUCUGCAGCGGCUAUCGGGCGGCCCGCAAUGCAGCUGCAGCUGCAGCUGCCCCCCAGGUGGGACCCCUUCUCGCUCCUGGGGUUGCCGCCUCCCCCGCCUCUGUCCGCACUGUUCAAUCCCCUGGACCUGGGCUUCCGGGCUCCCGCCAACGCAUCUGUGGUUCUCUGGGCAGGUCGGCUGCUAGCCUUCACAGAGGGCGGAUCCCUGCCAUACGAAUUNAAACAAGUUGUCCCUGGAAACGCCUCCACCUCCAGGUCCAGCUCCAUCUCCGCCGCCACUUCCAUCCCAAGCACCUCCCCGUCCAGCAACUCCUCAAGCUGCGGGGUCCCCAACGACGGUGGCGAGCGGCCGCAGCGGCUGGUGGUCAUGGGCGCCGCGCAGAGCGGUCCGGACACGCUGUUGCGGUGGGUGGAGGUGGGGGAGGACGGAGCCCCCGCGGGGCCCCCCAUCACCUACCGCAUGGCGGCUACCUGGGCGGAGGGCCUUAUGGAUUUCUGGGUCACGGACCGGUACUACGUGGUAAUACAGCCCCCUCUGGACUUCAACCCGCAGCGCUUUGCCACGGAAGCUACUCUGGGCGCCGCAUCCUUCAUUGAGUGCUUUGACUGGGAUGCCGGCCGCCCCGCCCGCAUUCACCUCGUGCCGCGUCCGCCUGGUACCGUCACCGCUACUCCGACUUCUCCCUCCUCUUCCUCCUCCUCCUCGUCGUCGUCCUCAACCAGUAACGGCGGUAAGCAAGGCCAAGGACGCGGUCGUGGCACCGGCGUCAGCAUCGGCGGCGCACCCUUUGUCUGGCCCGCAAAAGGUCCCGAGGCGAUCGUGGUGGACGUACCGCCGCUGCUGCCUGUGUCCUGCGUGGGUUGCUACAGCCUGACGUCGGACGACAAGAGUGACGUACUUGUCCUGGACGCGACUUGUCAACAGGGCCUGCCGGGCAGUGGAGGAGGCGCACUGGACGAAUUGGAUCCAGAGGAACACCGGCGGAAGCCCAAGCCCGAGCUUGUGCGCCUUGUGGUCGAUCUCCGGUACGGCACCGCCUCCACAAGGGUGCUGUCGCAGCGCACGGCUUCUGCCGCAACCACCGCCGCCACGCCGGACUUGACGCCGGUGGGCCAAUGCAGCGGCGGUAUCUACCAUCACCUGUACGCCGCCGUUGCUGCCAGCGACGCCGCCGAGGGCUGGGCGCCGUCGCAGGUGCUGUUGAAGCUGGCUGUGCCGCCAGACCAUGCGGUGCCCGCUGCUGCCGCUGCCGCCGCCGCUUCGGUGAACGGCAAUGGCAACAGCAGCUGCAAUAGCAGUGGCUUGGCACGGCGACGAGGCAUCGGUGCGGAGAUAUGGUCCCCUGGGGACCGUGUCUUUGUGGGUCCGCCGGUUUUUGUGCCGCGCAAGGGUAACGGUGUGCGUGGUGCAGCAGCAGAUGUUGGCCCAGCUGAUGCCAUUAAUAACGCAGAUGGCAAUAGUGGAGAGAGGUCCGAAACAGAGCAGCAGCCAGCCGGCGCAUUGCCGCUUCCGUCCAUGGCGGUGGGAAGGGAAGCGGCGGCAAGCCGGGAAAUGGACGCGCAGGACGGCUGGCUUAUGGUGGUGUUGCACGACGCUGAGUCUAUGGUGGCGGAGUUGUGCGUGCUGGAUGCGAGUGACGUGACCCGUGGUCCAGUGGCGGUAAUCCGCCUGCCGCAUCAUCUACCGCAUGUGCGUGGCGCGCACUUCACGCGGUCAUACGUCGGUCCCGGCCUGGCGGCGCCGCCGGGUUGGCGGCCACGGACUGCUGUCGGCAAGCAAACAGCAGCAUCGCCAGACCAGUGAACAACAGCAGUGAUAUCUCAUGCACCCGCACCUAUAGCCAUAGUGACCCUCGAGCUGCAACGCGUGUGAGAGUUUUAUUGGGCCGGACGGGGUUGCGAACAGCUUUGUCACAAGACCAUGUCUGUGAUAGUACCUGGCAGCUGGCCGGAUGCUAUUUUGUUCAGUGCAUUGCCCUAUGAUGCUGCAAGGGCAUCAUUCAGGGUGUAUAAGGAAUCAUCCGGGAUGCGACGGUUGGGGCAUUCGUGUUGUGCAUGUUUCCGCUUUCAUUAUUAAUUUGAGUUGACGAAGUAUGUAGCGUUCCCGGUCGCAGCUUUGUGAAUCCUAUCUUUUGCAUAAACUAAAUUCAUCAGGUGAACGGUGUGGACAGCAGGACGAUACAUUUAACAUCGAAUUCAU